This is a messenger RNA of Malus domestica (apple), 6369 nucleotides long. NCBI's taxonomy places the organism in Eukaryota, Viridiplantae, Streptophyta, Magnoliopsida, Rosales, Rosaceae. The record is from RefSeq and is a predicted model, not a curated record.
AUAUCAAUAAAUAAGCUUUCCUUGUACAUAUUUGUAGCUUAUCGGGGAUAUCAAAAAAUCAUAAUAGUUAAAACAAUACCUAUAAUUAUUAUGAAUUUAACAUUCUACAUGAUUAAUUUAGACUAAAAUAAAAAUCUCAGUUAAAUUUAGAAACGAGGGGAUUAAGUGGUGGUGAAGAAAGGACAGCAGAAUGGUAGGUUAUGUCGGUGGUGUGGACCGUGUGAUCAAUCUGAUCGUGGUUUGUGGAGACUGGAGAGGAGACUGGUAUUGUGCUGAUGGUCUUCGGUUGGGACAAGGAUUGUCUGCCCUUCCACUUCCGGUGUCCUUCCGUGUCCUCCUGUUUUGUGUGGUCACAGUUAAGCCAAGUUAACAUUUUAUAUUGUUUUUUUAUAGAGAUAAUAAGACAAAAAUGAAUAGUAAUAUAAAAUGUUGACGUGACUUAACCGUGACCAUACAAAUAAGAGGGCACGAGAGGGCAUUGGAAGUGGGAGGGUAGACAAUCCUUGUCCCUUCGGUUGAGUGGGGUGGGGUUUUCAAGCUACGCAUCAAAACACACCGUUUUACUUAAAUGACUUGACUCCUUUAAAAAGAAAAAAAAGAAAAAAAAGAAAAAAAAAAAACUUCUUCUCUCCAUCUCGGUUGCAGAAUACCAGAAGACCCACCAGAAGUCAGAACACGGUGCGGCCCCACUCUUCUUCUCCUCCACCACACUUGGUGGUCCACGGAGGUCCUUGCAGCCACUUGUUCGGGCUUCCGGAUGGUCCCAAGACCACCCAAGUCUCUUAGUAGAUGUUGUGACUAUUUCUGAGCCUCAACAGAUCAAGCUUCCAAAUUUCCAAGGAACUAGUCUUUGGCUGUUACUCUUCCCUUCGUUGAGUUCUGCACCUCAAUAUUGCUCAAGAACGUUUCACUAUUUCUUUGAUUUCUUGGAGUGCCCUUCACUCUUAACAUGGCACUGGGAGAGGGUUUUCUUGCGGCGUUUCUAAAGGUGCUGCUCAACAGGUUGACCUCCCGCGAGAUUCUCAACUACAUUGGAAACUUCCGGGGCGUCAGAAAGAAGCUGGACAAGUGGAGGGCCGUGUUAACUGCAAUAGGAGCGGUGCUCAGCGAUGCCGAGGAAAAACAACUCACUGAGGAUGCUGUGAAACUGUGGCUCGAUGAUCUCAGAGACUUGGCUUAUGAUGUCGAAGACAUGUUGGACAAAUUUGACACCCAAAUGUUGAAGCGCAUGAUAGAGGGACGUGAUCAAGCCCGCACAAGCAACAAGGUGCGGACCUCACUUUUCAAAAUUAAAUUCAAUAGGGAUAUGAACUCCGAAAUGAAGAAGAUUACGGAGCGGUUGCAAGACAUAUCUGAACGGAAAGAGAAGUUUGGCUUGAAAGAUACUGGGACGUCUGCUAAGGAAUCGCGAAGUCUACCAAGUUCAGAUGUGUUAGAUGAAAAGCUAGUUGUUGGAAGGGAUGGUGACAAAGGGGAGAUUAUUGAAUUGUUGUCAAGAAAAUACGAGCAUGAAGGUGCUGUCAAUUUUGGUGUAGUUGCUAUAGUUGGCAUGCCCGGAGUUGGGAAGAUGACACUUGCUCAACUUGUAUUCAACCACAAAGAUGAUGCCAUGAAGGAGUUUGAGCCUAAGGUGUGGGUAUCUGUGUCUGAUGACUUCAAUGUGGUGCGAGUGACAAAGGCAAUUCUUGAAUCCAUCACAUCCCGACCCGUUCAAAUGGAGGAGUUUAGUAAAAUUCAGCAUGAUUUGUGUGAGCAAUUAAGAGGAAAAAAGUUUUUAAUCGUGUUAGAUGAUAUCUGGAACAAAGGCGACUAUGAUCUACACGAUCUCUGGACAAGACUUAAAUCCCCUUUUGGCGUCGGAGCAGGAGGAAGUAAGAUUAUUGUGACAACCCGUGAUGUGCAUGUUGCAAGGACUAUGGGAGCCACGGGAGUUCAUAAUUUGGAAUGUAUGGCAGAUGAUGAUUGUUUGGAAAUAUUUGAGCGACAUGCAUUUGGGGAAGUUAAUAGUGUAAAACCAGUAAAUUAUGAGUUGAUUCGGACAAAAAUUGUUGAAAAAUGUUGUGGCUUACCAUUAGCUGCGAGGACUCUCGGUGGUCUCUUACUUUGCAAAGAAAAAGAUGAGUGGGGAGAAAUAUUGGACAACAAACUAUGGAAUCUUGCAGAUAACAGUAGCCUUCUCCCCGUACUAAAGUUGAGCUAUCACUAUCUUCCAUCACAUUUGAAGAGGUGUUUUGCCUACUGCUCAAUACUUCCAAAUGACUACGAAUUUUGGGAGAAGCGGCUCGUCCUUUUGUGGAUGGCAGAGGGUUUGAUUCAACAAAAACCUGAUGACAAUAAACAAAUGGAGGAUUUGGGCCGCGACUACUUUCGAGAGCUAUUAGCAAGGUCGCUGUUUCAAGAAUCAAGCAAAACCAAUUCAAGAUAUGUAAUGCAUGACCUCGUUAAUGAUUUAGCACAUUGGGCAGCAGGAGAAAUAUGUUUUAGGUUGGAAGAUAAGCAAGGUGAUAACUUGCAAAGCACUUGCUUUCAAAGGGCUCGCCAUUCGUCUUUCAUUGCUGGUGAAUUUGAUGGAGUUACGAGAUUUGAGGACUUCCCAAAAGCUGAACGCUUGCGAACAUUCCUGCCACUUUCACUUUCAGAUUCUGGUGGAUGGUACAAAUGUUUGUCUCGUAAGGUUACUUUUGAGCUAUUACCACAGUUGCAAUACUUACGAGUGCUCUCGUUCAAUUGCUACACAAUAACUGAGCUGCCAAAGUCAAUCGGUGAUUUGAGGUUGUUACAGUAUCUUGACCUUUCCUACACAGAUAUAACCUGUUUGCCUAAGUCAACAAGCACUCUUUACCACUUGCAAACAUUGAUAUUGGAAGGUUGUUCUAAAUUGAAGUCAUUGCCCACAAACAUGAGUAAUCUAAUUAAUUUGCGCCAUCUCAACAACUCAGGUGCAUAUUCGUUGGAAGGAAUGCCUUGGCAACUAGGUCGAUUGACGAAUCUACAAUCAUUGCCUCUUUUUGUGGUGAGCAAAGGUAGUGAUCAAUCAGGGAUAAGAGAGAUAGGGCCCCUAUUGCAUCUUCGAGGGACACUGUGCCUCUCAAGAUUGGAGAAUGUGACUGAUGUCAAGGAUGCCAGGAGGGCCAACUUGAAAUGCAAGGAGAGGCUUGAUUCGUUGGUCCUAAAAUGGUCUCAUUCAAGCGACACGAGAGAAACGGAAUCCGUUGUGCUUGACAUGUUAGAGCCUCAUACAAAGCUCAAGGAGCUCACCAUCAAGAGUUAUGCCGUAGAGGAAUUUUCAUCAUGGGUUGGAGGUCAUUUGUUCUCUAAUAUGGUGCUUGUGCGGUUAGAGGAAUGUAACAAUUGUUUAUCGGUGCCACCUCUCGGACAAUUGCCUCAUCUCAAAGAACUUUAUAUUAGAGGAAUGAAUGCAGUGGAAAGUGUUGGUGCUGAGUUUUAUGGCGAGUGUAUCUUGCCUUUUCCGCUGUUAGAGAUUCUUGAGUUUGUGGAUAUGUAGCAUUGGAAGGUGUGGCUUCCUUUCCAACUGGAUCACGAAAGUGCUUUUUUCCCUUGCCUGAAAAGGCUUUCAAUCAAACGAUGUUCAAAGUUGGAAGGUGAGCUGCCAGAGAAGCUCGAUUUGUUAGCCGAACUUGAAAUUGUUAAAUGUGAGGAAUUGGUGGUUUCGAUUGCCAACUACAAACAACUUCGUCAAAUAAAAAUUGACGGUUGUAAAGUGUUGGUACAUACAGAUGCUAAGGUUGAGUUUGAGUUAUUAGAGUCCUUGUGGCUUUCAAACAUUUCGGAGGUGACGUCUCUGCAAACAGGGGAAUUGUUCAGGAAGGGAUUAAGCAAGGUUAGAGAUUUGAAGAUCCAUGGAUGUGAGAAGCUGACGUCUUUAUGGAAGAAUGAGGAUGCUAAGGUUGAGUUUGAGUUAUUAGAGUCCUUGUGGCUUUCAAACAUUUCGGAGGUGACGUCUCUGCUAACAGGGGAAUUGUUCAGGAAGGGAUUAAGCAAGGUUAGAGAUUUGAAGAUCCAUGGAUGUGAGAAGUUGACGUCUUUAUGGAAGAAUGAGGCUAGAUUAUUGCAGCGGUUGACUUGUCUUGGCCGUUUGGAAAUUGAAGACAACUCUUGUCUAGUUGAAGAAUUGGGAAAAGAAGCAGAGGAGUUGAUGCAAUUGCAAAUAUUGGAGUGCAAGCUUGAAUUUCUGGAGUUAAACAAGUGCGAAAAUCUUUGGACGCUACCAAAAGGAUUAAAUCAGCUGUCGUCUCUUAAAGAGCUUCGCAUUCACGAAUGUUCACGUCUAGUUUCUUUCCCAGAUGUUGGUCUGCCACCUUCUCUUAAAGACAUUGAGAUUAUAUCGUGCGCUUCGUUGAUAUAUUUUGCAAAAUUCCAGAUUCCCCAAAAUCUAAGAAGAAUAGAUAUAAGAGAUUGCAAAAGUUUGAAAUCACUAGUAGAUGAGGAGGAAUGUGAACGACUGGGUUUAAUAGCACCGAACGGGUUCUUCAGCGACAACACCAAUCACUGCCUUGAAUAUAUUCUGAUCUCGAAUUGCCAAAAUCUGAAAUCCUUACCGGAUGGCUUAUGCCACCUCAGCAAUCUUCAAAAGCUAUAUAUUGAACUAUGUGGAAGUCUUGUUUCCAUCCCGAGACUGAGUGGGGGGAGAAGACCCUCCAACCUGAGAACGAUCUGGAUCAUCGGAUGCGACAAAUUGGAGGCGUUGCCCGAAAACAUGCACAAUCUCAACUCUCUUGAGGAUUUGAGCAUCGACUACCGUGAAGGUUUGACUUUUCCUCCCAACCUAACAUCACUUGAUCUUUGGAAGGUCAAGAGUUGUAAGUCAUUGUGGGAGUUGGAGUGGGGGUUGCACAGACUCACCUCUCUUAGAUACUUGUAUAUCGACAGUGAAGACCCGGAUACGGUGUCGUUUCCACCCGACAUGGUACGGAUGGAGACGCUCUUCCCCAAAUCUCUCACUAACCUCGCAAUAGGUGGCUUCCCGAAUCUAAAGAAACUGAGCAGCAAGGGCUUUCAAUUCCUCACCUCCCUUCAAUCUCUGAAACUCUUCCGUUGUCCAAAGCUAGCAUCUAUUCCAAAGGAGGGUCUGCCUCCUUCGCUAGAGGAACUUUGGAUCGAAGGGUGUCCAGUGCUAAAAGAGAGAUGUCAACCAGGAAAAGGACGCUACUGGCACAAAAUAUCCCACAUCCCUUACAUAAGGAUAGAUUAUAAGAAGAUAUGAAGCUGAUGGUCCAGGUAUCAUCUCUCGAGGAAUGUUUUAAUAUUAAUAUUAUUAUUAUUAAUAUCUCACAUCCCUUUCAUAAGCAUAGAUUGGGAGUUGAUAUGAAGCUGAUGGUCCAGGUAUCAUCUCUCAAGGAAUGUUUUAAUAUUAAUAUUAUUAUUAUUAUUAAUCAUCUUUAUUCUUGUAAAGUAAAGUAAUCCACAUAUUUUGGUUUGGGUCAAGGCUUUGGGGGUUGAGGAGUGGCUACUUUGGGAGGCCUUUCAAUUGGCGUCAACGGGGAUAUUUCUCCGCCAACGUUUCUUCUCCCAGAUUCCUAUAUUUGCUUCUUUCUUUCUUUUUUUUAUUGGUAAACGAUUGCUAUGUUUGCUUGGUCCCUUUUCAUUGAUUUGUAUUAUAACUUUAUAAAUGUGCUACUCUUUCUCCCAGCAAGAUUUUAAUCAGGCCACUUUAAUCUAAUCUUUUAUUUUAUUUUAGCAAAUUUUGACUUAUGAGCUAGUAAUGCAUUUUAUUUAAUGCAUCGAGAAUAAGCAAUCAACAAAGAAAUGGAAAUGUAAAGAGCUCGUUGCUCAAGUGGGUACAAGAGUGAUUUUACCCUUGGCCGUUUGUUAUGCACUUGCUAGAGGCUUGUGGAACGAUGACCACUAAAUGACUUCCUUUACUAUAACUUGUCUUCCUGAAAGUAGAAAAUACGUGCCAACGAAUUUUGGUCAAUCAAAUCCUUAUACCAAGCCUUCAUCACUUGUUCAAAAAAUGCAUUAUUCAUCUAAUUGAUAUGUGAUAAAUUGGUGAUGAUUAUGCAUUUUAACCGAGUUCUAAGGAAAAUUGAAGAUAGUAAUACAUCAGUACUAAAACUACAAAAUAUUACUGAAUUUGUAUACUUAUUACUUGGGUGCCCUCUGCCUUGCUGUGCUGAAUAACAAUGAGAAUAUAUUACUGAAUUCUAGCAGGAAAAAGGCAGGCCACUCUCAAAAUUUGGUGAAUGGGACGUCAAUGAUCCUGCUUCAGCUGAGGGGUUUACUGUGAUCUUUAACAAGGCUAGGGAUGAGAAGAAGACAGGUGGAAAACCGGAGUCACCAGGAAAGGUUGAUCCUAAUAUCAGGCAUGGAGGAGUGGAUACUGGCACUGGCACUGGCAGGCCUUCGUCU